This is a messenger RNA of Prorocentrum cordatum, 990 nucleotides long. The record is from the annotation of a GenBank genome assembly. Lineage: Eukaryota; Dinophyceae; Prorocentrales; Prorocentraceae.
AUGCACCUCCAGAAUUUGUUGGCAGGCGGCAUCGCCUUUGCCUUGACCGUCUUUCUGGAGGGUGACACGGCGCCCCAGGUAGUCCAGAAGCCAGGAUGGGAUCUCGGCUUCGAGGUGUCCGGGGCCUUGCUGGCUUUGCUGCCUGGCGGCCCGCCGGCGGCGCCUGGGGCGGCCCUUCGGCCGCUCGGCCCCGGGGCGACUCCCCUGCAGGAGAGCGUCCCGAGCUUGUUCGCCUGCGCGAGGGACAUGCUGCGGGGCGCCGCGCCGCCGCCGCCGGACAUGCCUCCACCGCCGGAACCCGAGGCGCCAAAGCGGCUGCUCGCCCCUGCCUCCGAGAGGGACCCACACGCGGGGACGCCGCCUCGCAGGCACCGGAUAUCACCCUCCACCUCCUUCCUGAUGCUGAAGCUCACGAAGGAGCAGGCGGCGCGCGUGAUGAGCACGGUGAACCUGCAGCUGCUCGGCAGAGACCCGGGCGAGAUCGGCGACCAGGAGGCCGAGGAGGCCUGUUCUGCCCAGCUGAAGGAGCUCGGGAUACGCACGACAUCCGGCGGCGGCGCCUGGACCAGCAUAGAGCGUAGCGGCUCUCCGCUGCAAGUUCGGGCGCCUGCCAAGGCCAAGGCCGCCGACGGCGCGCCGCCGCCGCCGCCGGAGGAUGGCGGCCUGGGCGCCCUGCCCGACGUCGACGGGCUGCUGGGCCCCGGCCUUGGUGCCCUGCUGCCGAAGGUGGCGGGCGAGGGCGAGGAGGACACCGACGUCGCGGAGAACAGCGGCGCGGAGGGCUCGAAGCAGCCCAAGGUGGGGCGUUUGCGGACGCAUGCCAAGGCGGAGGUCGGCGCCGACCUCAUGGACGCCGCGGGGGGCGCGCGCGUGUUCGUCAAGAACCUGGACAAGAGCACCGGGGAGCGGGAGCUGCGCGAGCUGUUCGGCAAGCACGGCACCGUGACCGAGGUCAAGAUCCCGCGCGAGAAGGACCGCGACGAGGGCUGG